Messenger RNA from Linum trigynum, 6431 nucleotides. NCBI's taxonomy places the organism in Eukaryota, Viridiplantae, Streptophyta, Magnoliopsida, Malpighiales, Linaceae. The record is from the annotation of a GenBank genome assembly.
AUCGGGCAUGUUCGGGUUGGAUAAUGUGAAAAUCAUGUCCACCCAUUACCCGUAAUAUUCGGGUUUGGGGUUUACCUUACCCACUAAAGGUCUUUCGAGUUCGAGUUUUAUCGUACCCAAUAAGAUCGAAUUUGGGCGCAUAUCCAAAGUUACGGAUAUUUUUGUCAUCUCUAUUCAAGUGACUUCGACUCUCUUUCUUGAGUCUAUGAAAAAUUCACUUCGUUGAAAAACAAUAACUUGACCUAGUGAUAUUUCUGAAAAUUUACAAUCUCAAAAGCUCAAUUUCGAACCCUUGAACAAUGGCCCAACAUUGAAAACAAACAUAUUUUGCUCAUGUUAAAGGAACUCUCUUUCCCUCUUCUCUCUCCAUACAUACUCAAUUAUUGUCCGAACCUGCUCGUGAUCAUGAUGAACCCCAAGUAAAAUCCUGUUUCGGCUGGCGAUCCGAUCAAAGGCAAAGAAAGAAAAGCUGAUCGUUAGUUUCGCGCUAGGUUUCGGUUCCGAUGGCGAAUCGUCCGUCUGUGAUCAAUUCACUGGAGCAUCCAACAGGAAGCGAUAGUGGCAACCUCAUGCAGAAGUUGAAUCAGCUCAGGAAGGACAUUCAAGCCGAAAGGAUGGUUUCAGUGAGAGAGAAAGUUGAAAAGAACAGAAAGAAGCUAGAAAUGGAUUUUCCUAAACUUGAGUCAGCAACAUCAUCACAUACAGGGCAGCCAGAAGGUGAUAAGAUGAUCUCAAGAAGAAUUGGGGAGCCAAUGUGGGAAUACAGUGGAUUUGCUCAAGGAUCAGGGGAUAGGGAUAAUUGUAAAUGUCAGGAGGUUCUCCAUGGUACAAGCACGAAGCUUCCGUAUGUUGAGAAGAUACCUCCGUAUACUACUUGGAUAUUUCUAGACAGGAAUCAGAAAAUGACUGAAGACCAGUCAGUGGUUGGGAGAAGGCGAAUAUACUAUGAGAAAGAUGGCGGCGAGGCACUAGUCUGCAGCGACAGCGAGGAAGAGAUCGCGGAACCCGAUGAAGACAAACGUUACUUCUCAGAGGCUGAAGAUCGUAUUAUAUGGAGUAUCUUUCAGGAAGAUGGAUUAGCUGACAGUGACAUCGACCUUGUUAGCCAGUUUAUUGGAGCCAGUGCUAUGGAGAUCAGGGAGAGAUGUAGCGUUCUCCAGGAAAGGCAUGCAGACGACCUAAAUGUGACGAAUACUGGGGAUCCGGGACCUGUUAGGGGUUUCUCGUUGGAGAAGACCCUUAGUGCUGCUCUGGAUUCUUUUGAUAACCUCUUCUGUCGCCGUUGCCUGGUAUUUGAUUGCCGCCUGCAUGGCUGCUCUCAAACUUUGAUUAACCCUAGUGAAAGGCACUCAUAUUGGUCCGAGUAUGAAGAUGACAGGAAACCUUGUGGUGAUCAAUGUUGCCUUCGGGAAAGAUUCAAAGACUUCCCUGAGCAUAGCACAGAUAUAGAGGUGAGAGAAAAGAGCCUAGUGGCUUUACAUGCUAGACUUUCGGGCGAUAUUGAUAGUGGUACAGAAGUAGUUGAAAGUCAAAGGUCUAUGUAUGACAAGGGGGUAGUAGUUCCUUCAGAAACUGCUUGUGAUUCAGACCCUGAAUGUCAAACUCGACAUGCAGAUGCAUCUGAUAUAGUUACAGGCAUAGACCACACCAAGAAGCGCAAAGCUUUGCAUCAAACAGAUGCAAGAGCAGCCGGGUCAACACUAGUUCCUUCUGAUGUUCAUGAUUCUUCAUGUAAGAAGCAGAAAGGAUUAGUUGCUGCGGACGUAGUUUCUGAAAGUGAAGCAGGUGUUCCCAGCCUUGGUCAUGACUCUAGCACCAAAAGUGCAACUGAUAGGAGUGCUGAUAAUCCAGACUAUGGAUUUGCUGAAUGUACAUCAAUAGACAUCGUUCACACUGAUCGCGAGAAAGAUGAUGAAGCUGUGCGCCUGGAAGUCACAGAUGUUCUUGGGAGGAAUCAGUUGUUAUCGCCAGUAAACUGCACCGGUGAUGAGAUAGAUGCUGCUGGAGUUAAGCACCAGCAAGUUAAUGAUGCCCCGGAAAGUAGUCAGUCUGUGUCAAAGAGUUCUGAGUGGAGAGCCCUCGAGAAAGAACUAUAUUUGAAAGGAGUUGAGAUAUUUGGAAAAAACAGUUGCCUUAUUGCAAGAAACAUGCUCUCUGGUUUGAAGACUUGCAUAGAGGUCUCCAAGUACAUGUGCGGUAGUGGAACUAUGGUGCCUAGGAGAUCUCUCACACCAAGUUCAUUUUCAGAAGACAAUGGGAUGACUGAUGCAGAUCAUAUGGAGAUGCCAGCACGACCCCGCCUUUUGCGUCGCAGGGGCAGGACACGAAAGUUCAAAUAUUCUUGGAAGUCUGCUGGUCAUCCAUCAAUGUGGAAACGAAUGGCUGAUGGGAAAAACCAGUCAUGCAAGCAGUAUACACCAUGUGGGUGUCAGUCAAUGUGUGGGAAACUAUGUCCAUGUUUGGAAAAUGGAACUUGUUGUGAGAAAUACUGCGGGUGCUCAAAGAGUUGCAAAAAUAGGUUCAGAGGAUGUCACUGCGCAAAGAGUCAGUGUAGGAGUCGCCAAUGCCCGUGCUUUGCAGCAGGGCGUGAAUGUGACCCUGAUGUCUGCCGCAAUUGCUGGGUUAGUUGUGGAGAUGGUUCAUUGGGAGAGCCACCAAAACGUGGAGAUGGUCAGUGUGGAAACAUGAAGCUGCUUCUACACCAACAACAGAGGAUCAUGUUGGCAAAAUCGGACGUUGCUGGAUGGGGAGCCUUUCUAAAGAAUGCUGUCAAUAGAAAUGACUACCUCGGAGAGUACACUGGUGAACUGAUAUCACAUCGAGAAGCAGACAAGCGUGGGAAAAUCUAUGAUCGUGCCAACUCGUCGUUCCUUUUUGACUUGAAUGAUCAGUUUGUCCUAGAUGCAUACCGCAAAGGCGACAAGCUGAAGUUUGCAAACCACUCAUCAAAUCCCAAUUGCUAUGCUAAGGUAAUGCUGGUGGCUGGAGAUCACCGAGUCGGCAUCUUUGCCAAAGAGCACAUUGAUGCGAGCGAGGAGCUGUUCUACGAUUAUCGCUACGGACCUGAUCAGGCGCCAGCUUGGGCUCGUAAACCAGAACGUGAUUAUCCAAAUCCAGCUGGGAUCCAGGGUGGCAGAGCAAAGAAGCACCAUUCUAGUAGUUGAUUUCAUCAUCGCAUUAUAUGCUGCCCAUGCUAGUGCCAUCCAUUCUAGCAGGCGAAGCCAUGAAAUAAAGAGCGAAGCAUGAAUAAAUAAAUGUCCAUACAAGCCACCAGCCAUUGCCAUCAGCUUCUCGCUGCAUUGCGUACUAAUCGCAUCAGUCGAAGACCCAUUACUUACUGAUACAUACUUCGAUGGGAAAUUAUGAUUUGGUAUUGGAUUGUAAGGUAUGCUAAAACUCAGUUCCCCCAGGAAGACACCAAUGGCCACAAUCAUGAACCUUUGAACUAUGCCGAUUCUCGGGUCUGUUCCCAUACAAGGAAGGAUGGCCAUUGGAGUUUUCAGGAAGGAUGAACCAACUAGGGAUUAUGCGAUGGUGGAACAGGACUGUUACCAAACUGCUCACAGCUAAUAAAACCAAACAAGGAAAUAGAAAGCCAUAAUUAGUUAAAUUUUUCAUUUAACUAGGCCGGCCAUUUUUAAUAAGUGUAAAUUUUAAUAAAAAAGGAAAACAAUAGUCAUUUUGAUUAUUGUGUCUAAGCUAACAAUAAAAGAAAUUAACAAAUGGGAGAAGAAAGCCAAAAUUUAGAAAAUAUUGUAUAUAUUUUUUUAUUUUCUUGAUCUAGUUCCCGGUCUUCGGAAUCUGGUCGCCACGGCUGGAAUUUGAUCACCGAUCACCAAAAUAUAUGUCUUCAAAGUCCAGCCAUUGAUUGUCCAUGAGAAAGCAUACCACAAAUUGCAUACAACAGACACAAAUCCGGUGAUCGGAGUUCGAACUUAAGUCAUUGAAUAUGUGGUCUGCUUUAUGAAAUUUAUAGUUUGCUUUUUCGUGUAUAGUUAUCCAUCUUCUAUUCUAUGUAUGGAAAUUGGAAGCUCAUUUGGAGAGCUACACUUGUACGAAGGCCCAAACAGAAGCCAUUUUUUUCAGCCCGGUCCAAGAGCGAAUAUCAGCAGAAGGCGUCGCCAAAGAGAAAAGGUGAAAAUCAAGGAGAGAAAUCGAAAGGCUAGAAACUAGAGAAGAGAGAGCGCUCUUCCCGUUCGUAGUUGCGCUGUAGCGGGUCAGUCGUCGCCUUUCUCCAGGUAAAAUCCUUCGACAUCCCGUUUCCUCCCCCGAUUCGCUUCGAUAUUGAGAAUCAUCGUUCUUCUUCCGUUUACGUUUUUUUCCUUCACUUCUCGAUCUGCUCCGGUUUGGAUUUCUAUUGGUUGUUUCGAUCGAUCGAUCGAUUUGUUUGUAGGAAAGAAUUCGAAAUCGAUGCUAAUAUUAGAUAAUCGUGGUCGCCAUUAUUUUAUAUGAGUUUUCUGUAAGUGGUUCGCUAGCGACGGGGAUACGCGGGUAGAGAACGACCUGCUAUGAACCUUGGCUGUUGGCUUAGGUCUUCUGCCCUUCGCCUGUGUUCCCGGAUCUUGGUGGGAAGCUCCCUUUCUUCUCUUGCAGUUAUUAAUGGUGACGACGGGUUUCGCUUAUUUACUUCUGGGCAGUUUCAGGACUGGAGAAGUUUUUUUUUUUCCUUUUGGAUUGGAGAAGGAAAAUGGUGUGUGGAAAGAAGGGUUUCAUGAUAAUUGUUGCAUCUAUGUGGUGCAUUAAGUUGCGAGGUUGUCGUUUGUGCUUUGGCCUGUACGUUCUGUGUGUUAAUUUCAUCAUUUAAAUGGAUUUUGUAAGUUCAGUUGAUAGGUAGAAAGCUUGCACUUGCUAUGCAUUGUGCUUUUACUUGUACCUUUGUUAUGGGAAUUCCAUGAGCCGGAUUGAUAAAGGUAGUUAAUGAGUGUUUUUCUUGUUUAGAUGGAUUGGUAGAUUCAUUUGUUAGAACGCUUAAUUUUCUAUGUGGUGUGUGCUGGUGGCUGGCUAAGAAAGCAACUGUUGAUUGUUGCAGAGAAAGCAAUUUAAGUAAACUUUAGGUGAAUUCUACUGGAUGUGAAGCAUUCUUUGUAUGUGUAAAGUCAUGAGACCAUCAAUGUUUGAUUGUGCUUUGCUGUUUGUAUAUGAAGUCUGAUUAGUUGGAUUGAUCAAGCCUCAUUUCUCAGGUAGAUUAGAUAGGUAGAAAGCUCGGAUUCGUUAUUGUUGCUCUCAUCUACUGUCUGUGUAGGAUUUCCAUUUAGCUGGACUGAUAAGCUCAAUAGAUGGCCAGCAAGCUUCAGUUUUUUAUACUAUCUGAACUUGCUUGUAUUGUUUAUGUAAGAAUUUCGUUAGUUAGAUUGUUAAAUUACAUAUGAUAGGUAGAUUGGAUAAGGUAGGUAGAAAAGUUGGAAUUUCUUUUUGUGACUAGUGGCUGACAAAGCAAGGGGGAUAUGUUGACUGUUUGCAGAGAAAAAUAGCAAAAUGGCUGGCAGGAUUCCACACCCCACACUGAAGGGACCGAGCGUCGUGAAGGAGAUAGUCAUCGGGAUGGCGCUCGGCUUGGUCGCGGGUGGCUUUUGGAAGAUGCAUCACUGGAACGAGCAGAGGAAAGUAAGGGCAUUCUACGACAUGCUUGAGAAGGGCGAAAUCAGUGUCGUCGCCGAAGAAUAGGAGUCAUCCUUGAUGGCUCAAUUUGUCUGUUGGUUUUGCUAAGAACUGCUGAUUGUUUUUUUUUCCCCCCCGAUUCCUAUGCCUCCGUAGGGUUGAGGAGAGCAACCUUGCCUCAAAGAUACGGAAAUAAAGUGUUUGCCAUUUUGUGAUACAAUGUGGGUUCAUUAUCGUUUACUAGUUCAACCUGUAUUUACUUCAUCUGGGUUGGAUUGAAUCUUGGAUUGUUGAAAUGAAUAGACUUUAAGAGCAUUGUGUGAAUGCUCGAAUUUGGAGCACGAAUUGUUUCAAACGAGUUCUCUCUAUUCAUUAACAAUGCAGGAUCUACAAACAACUGGCAUCUUAAUAAAGAAACGACGAUUCAUGAAUACCAUAGAAGAGGGAGAAUUGGGAUUAUUUUUGUCCAUUAUCAAAUGUGUAUGCUGCAGGCUUUGCCGUAUGUUAAUAACGGUACACAAGUACUUGUAAUACACAACAAAGCAUGAACUAGACGGAGCUGUAGAAAUAUUGAAACUAGAUGGGAUAGCUGGUGUGGUAUGACUUUUCGACCUUCAUGCGAUCACUGCUUUUUUUUUUUCUGGGCAAGUCACUGGAAACUGUCGAUUUGGAGGAGUUUGCCUCCGCCAUGCUAAAGAGUAAAGACCACCAACACGUUCAGUGUACGAAGCUUGGUUCAGUCCCGGUCCUUUGCAGCUGAAGUCUGGAAUUUUGAUUCGAACAUGUCAGUCUAUAAGGAGUGAUAUCAAGCAAAAGAAACGGAAGGUGCAAUA